AUGUAAUAUCCGGGCAUGUACGUAUCUCACACAAGUUUACCAAAAACUUCCAUAUACUACUCUUUCGUGGUUUGCAAAAUUGUUGUCUGAUACAACUUAAUUUCAAAGUAAUUAUUCGUUGUAUUUCAGACCUUCCACUGUAUACCAAUGCAUGAAGGUGCAAACUGGCCUGGGUGCAUACUGGUGGCAAAGUCUAAUCACGUGGCUUCCAAUGUCCUUGUUGUGAAAUUAAAGUGAAGUGACGAAUUAACAAGAAAAAGCGAGUUGGCAAGGGGACGAAUUGCCAUUCAUAAAUGAGUGAUUGCCCUUUGAAGAAACCCGCCAUUAAGUUGAGGUGAUGAACAAAAUAGUGUGAUUCAGCAGGAUGAGUGACCUAAAGAGACACAUUAAACAACAACAUACCCGAGAAAAACAAUUUCAAUGUAACUUCUGUGAUGGUACAUUCACCAAAAAAGGUGGUCUAACUCGACACCUGACAAUACAUACUGGAGAAAAACCUUACAAAUGUGAUGUGUGUGAUAGUUCAUUCAGGAUAAAGUGUUAUCUAAAGUCACAUAUGAGAAAACAUACUGGAGAAAAACCAUAUAAGUGUGAUAAAUGUAAUAGCACUUUUAGUCAUAAAAGCGGUCUUAAUACUCAUGCGAGAAAACAUACAGGACAAAAGCCAUUUAAAUGUAAUGAAUGUUACAGUACAUUCAAUCAAAAAUGGUCUCUGAUAGAACACAUGAAAAUACAUACAGUGGAAAAACCAUAUACAUGUGAUGUUUGUAAUAGUGCAUUCAUUCGAAAGAGUUAUCUUAAGCGACACAUGCAAAUACAUACCCGAGAAAAACAAUUUCAAUGUAACUUAUGUGAUGGUACAUUCACCAAAAAAGAUGGUCUAACUCGACACCUGACAAUACAUACUGGAGAAAAACCUUACAAAUGUGAUGUGUGUGAUAGUUCAUUCAGGCUUAAGUGUUAUCAAAAGUCACAUAUGAGAAAACAUACUGGAGAAAAACCAUAUAAGUGUGAUAAAUGUAAUAGCACUUUUAGUCAUAAAAGUAGUCUUAAUACUCAUGCGAUAAAACAUACAGGAGAAAAGCCAUUUAAAUGUAAUGAAUGUUACAGUACAUUCAAUCGAAAAUGGUCUCUGAUAGAACACAUGAAAAUACAUACAGGAGAAAAACCAUAUACAUGUGAUGUUUGUAAUAGUGCAUUCAUUCGAAAGAAUUAUCUUAAGCGACACAUGCAAAUACAUACCGGAGAAAAACCAUUUAAAUGUGAUGAAUAUAAUAGUACAUUCGGUCAAAAAAGUCAUCUGACAAAACAUUUGAGAAAACAUACUGGAGAAAAACCAUUUUUAUGUUAUAUAUGUAAUAAUACUUUUAUCUCAAAGAGUAAUCUUGAGCGACACAUGCGAAUACAUACUGGAGAAAAACCAUUUAAAUGUGCUGAAUGUAAUAGUACAUUCUGUCAAAAAAGUUCUUUGACAGAACACAUAAGAAUACAUACAGGAGAAAAACCAUAUACAUGUGCUGUUUGUAAUAGUGCAUUCAUUCGAAAGAGUUAUCUUAAGCGACACAUGCAAAUACAUACCGGAGAAAUACCAUUUAAAUGUGAUGGAAUGUAAUAGUACAUUCGGUCA
Molecule: messenger RNA, 1627 nt
Organism: Ruditapes philippinarum (Manila clam)
Lineage: Eukaryota; Metazoa; Mollusca; Bivalvia; Venerida; Veneridae
Product: zinc finger protein 83-like
Exons: 2
Coding region: 365-1612 (415 amino acids)
Source: RefSeq, a predicted model, not a curated record